Molecule: messenger RNA, 3355 nt
Organism: Lytechinus variegatus (green sea urchin)
Lineage: Eukaryota; Metazoa; Echinodermata; Echinoidea; Temnopleuroida; Toxopneustidae
Product: major facilitator superfamily domain-containing protein 6-like
Exons: 4
Coding region: 229-2484 (751 amino acids)
Cellular component (GO): membrane
Molecular function (GO): transmembrane transporter activity
Source: RefSeq, a predicted model, not a curated record
GCUUUCUCCAACAAUAUGCGCCGUGUAAACCCAAUGAAAACUAAUGCACCUGACUCCAAGGGUUAUGUAUGUUGGCAUCCCAUCUUCGGGUGCACUCUUUCGUAAAUUACCAUUUAAAUCGACAGGCAGGCAACUUUAAAGUUUCUGACAAUAGUACUCUUGCAUCACUAAGAUCGUUGAACCAGACAAACUAUAGGAACUCGAUAUAGAUAUUUGCGUGUAAACCCAAUGAAAACCAAUGCGCCUGACUCCAAGGGUUAUGUAUGUUGGCAUCCCAUCUGUUCGUUCAAUUCAAGCUCUCGUGAUAAACUGGCAUUAAAUUGCAUUAUGGAUGGGGAUAGUGACGAUAAUCAUGGCGUCCAAGUUGUCGGGAUAUAUGAUGAUGUCCGAGCUGAUACAGCUGAAAUGACAGAGCAUGGGAAGUUUAAAGAGGAGGAGGAGAAGGAUGUCGAUACCGACGGACACCUCCUCGUCGACCACCAACAUGCCAACAAGAACGAAGGCGAUGAUCACGGGAUAGAACCUUCUAAAACUUUAAAUGAAGGAUCAGUGGUUAUUGAGCUUGAGCAGCUUUGUCAACCAUUAAAUGGACGGUUCUCUCGAAUCGAUAAGAAUUACAACGCGACCCAAAAUACUGAUAUUUGUCAUGAUGAUGAUGAACAUGAAUCCAGAGACAACCAAGACAGAAAUGGUGUUGAAGGUAAAUCGGAGGAUACCAUAGAUCAAACGAAGAAAAAUGGAACCAGAAUUUUCAUUGCUGUUAAAGCAACUUAUUUUCUUUUCGUUGCUGGUGUGGCUUGCUUGUUGCCUUUCCUUCCAGUCUAUAUGUCAUACCUUGGACUUGGUGUGAUGGAUAUUGGUAUAAUCAACACUCUGGGACCCUUCUUCGCCAUGGCGGCAUCAUCUGUAUGCGGAACAUUAUCAGACAGAUUCAGUUUGCACAAGGUAAUGCUACUCACAUGCUAUUGUGCAACAGCUUUGGUUUACGGAAGUAGCGUUUUCAUGCCCUUUAUUUCGCCCAGUCUGAGCACUCACAUGAAUUUUAAGCAUACUGAGCAAAACGCGAGCAACGCAACAUCUUACAUGGAGCAGACACUAAACGUCUUCUAUCAUGUAGAUCCAGAGAAGUCGGGAGGCAAUUAUUCUUGUAGAUUCCAGAACACAACGCACUCGGACUUCAUGGACCUACGUACAUGCAAGUUCUCAAUAAUCGACAGGCGAAACACGUCGAAUAUUGCAUCGUUUCUGGAGAAUCUCUGUGGAUGUUCGUUUACUGACUUUACAACAAUUACCGCUUCUGAUCACGAAAAUGGGAGCCGUCGGAACGGAGAUGGUGUUGUUCCAAACGAAAUUUGUCUAUUAUACAAUGAUUUGAUGAAGGCAUAUGUCGAUCAAUACAAUUUAAUAGAGUGUGAUUUAUCAGCAAAGUACAAAGAUUCUUUCAACGGUGCAGUUCUUGUAAAUAUGUAUGAUGAAACACAUUACCUGAACGGAAGUGCCUCUCAAACUCAUGACAUGCAGGAGGGGGAUUAUCUCGAUAUUUUUGUGAUUAUGCUCGCGAUAUGCCUCAUCGGAUCUAUGUUUAAAUUCUCAGCUGAACCUCUUCUUGAUGCGUCCACAAUGACACUCAUCGACGAAUUUAAAGAAAUUGGGCAGAAUUUUGAGUAUGGCCGCCAGCGAGUGUUCGGGGCUAUAGCACUUGCAAUAUUUGCGCCCCUCUCAGGUAUCGUUGUCUCGUCAUAUGCUUCAGUCAAUCCGGACGGAUUCAACCUGUACCUUCCUGCAUUUAUACUCUUUGUAUCCAUGAUUGCACUUUCUACAGCAACUGCUUCUCGUAUCCCAAUCCGCGUUAAACAGCAAAUCACAAAGUACUCUUUUAGGGACGCGAAAGACAUCAUCUUAACACCGAAGGUUAUCGUUUUCUUUUGUGUCAUGUUCACAAUAGGAGUCAUGAUGUCAUUCGUCAAAACAUAUUUAUUUUUGUUCAUAGCAGAAAUAAAUGGAGAUGAGACUGUUAUGGGUUUGAGCUUGACCGUUUGCUGUGUUGCUGAGGUGCCCUUUAUGAUGUUUGCAUCGUUGUUCAUUGAUAAGCUCGGUCACCGAAGUGUCCUUGGAAUUGCUCUCGCUGGCUACGUCGUGAGGUUUAUCUGCUACUCUCUCCUGCAGAACCCUUGGUCCGUCCUACCAAUUGAACUUCUUCAUGGGAUUACUUUUGGCUCCAUGUGGCCGGCAGCAGUAUCCUAUAUUCAUCAAAACUCCCCUCCAGACCUGGCCAGCACCUUGCAAUCACUUACGCAAAGCAUCACAAACGGUUUCGGACAGGGGGUCGGAAUCCUUAUUGGCGGAGUCAUUUACGACAACUUUGGAGCCAGGAUCCUUUUUGGGGGAUCCGCCAUUUUGUCUCUUGUGACACUCGUCUUGUAUUUCGUCGUCAGUCUCAUCCUCGACAGACAAGAAAGAGAUCGAGGAUACGACAAGUUGUGAACACUAACCAGAGUUUCAAUUGUGUCACUCCAAUGGCACUCCCCAACCUCUAACUUUCAAUACAUGCUUCACAUUGAUGGCUGCAAAAUAUGAAUUGAUCAUGAUAUAUAUAUUAUAUACAUAUAUAUCCACUUGGUAUGGGAUUGGUUGAGGUUUCCAAAAAGUGAUCAAUGCCGGGGCAGAGCAAUUAUAUAUUCAUACCUUGGUCAGUUCCGUCCACUACCGUCGGUUUCACGCUUUCGGCGAUCUUCAGGCAGACUGAUGGUUUGACGACUUGGUUGAGUCUGCAUGCUGCGAUGGGUCGUCACACCUGAUUGGUUUUCUGGGGGGUCUUGGCCGGUGUCUGUGGCGGCACUUUGAUAUUAUUUCUGAUCUUUUGUUGAGGCACUUUUUGCUAUUGGUGAUAAUGACGUAUUUCUCUUCUAGGCAGAGAUUAAUUGCAGACUCGGAGCCCACUCUUUCUUAGGUUAGUGUUAGACUUCUGCUCUAUCCCCCACGUUAAAUCAAAUUUGGUGUUUGCUUCCUUUAGUUUCCAUAUAUACUUAGAGAGUUGAGUUUCAUUUUUGUGUUUUUCGUGUUUCAUUGAUUUGAUGUGAUUUCUGUAUAUGUCCUUGAAAGUACCCCGCAAGACCAUAGUAGCAUUUUUCCUUGUUUCCAUGUAGGAUGCUGGCUUUGUAGACGAGGGCCAUUUCUAAACAUCUCUCUUGUAGUGGGCACUGUGUUUUUACACGACAAUUACAUUUCUGCCUCGGCUCCUCUUCGCUAGUCUUGGCUUGUUUGAUGACUCUCUGGUUGUGUGUUUUCAUUACUCCAUCCAUGUUUCUCAUGCAGCUGUAACUGACUUUAACUGUAUUUUUAUUAAAUAUUUGAU